AUGCACUUGGACGAGCUGCAACGACAGUCAAACUACAUGAAGUUCUUGAACGUUUCAUCUCAAGUCUUGGAUUCAAGCCAACCCACAGCUGAGGAGGAAGAAGAGGAGGACGAGGAGGAAAGAGACGAAAGCAACAGAUCAGAGACUUCAGGUGACAAUGAGGAAGAAGACAGGCAGAAUGAGGACGAUGAAGUCACUACAGGUACUGAGGAUGAAGGGGCUGGUGGAGAUGUAGCAGUGGUUACUGUGGCUUCCGCUGCAGCUGCUGCUUUGAACAGGAACAGAAUGCUGGAUCUUGAUGGGAGUGACCAAGAGGCGAUGUACCAAAGAUACUUACAGAAACAGACUGCAGAGCUUGAACAGCUGCAGCAAGAGAGACAAAGAUUACUGGAGGUACAACAGGAACUAGCAAGAAUGAGCCAACAUUCUGAAGCUCACAAGACAGUUUCAACACAGGUAUGA
Molecule: messenger RNA, 462 nt
Organism: Orbicella faveolata
Lineage: Eukaryota; Metazoa; Cnidaria; Anthozoa; Scleractinia; Merulinidae
Biological process (GO): microtubule anchoring at centrosome; non-motile cilium assembly; protein localization to centrosome
Cellular component (GO): centriolar satellite; centrosome; ciliary basal body
Source: RefSeq, a predicted model, not a curated record